CAACCAGCCCAAAAGCCUGAAAAGUUUGGGUUAAAUCGGAUGUCGAGAUUGGUUUUUACUCAUGGACCCAUUGUCCAAUUGACAUCCCCGAUCAACGUAGUGGCAAAGCUUCUGAUGCCCUUUCUCCUUCCACCUUGACCCUUUCACUUCACAAACCCUGUUUUCUUACCCCAUCCAUCACCACUCUAGACACGCACGAAGAAAAACCAUUGUUCCCAGAGCCAGUUUUGAGCACCAUCUAAUCCCCGUGCUUCCACAGAUUCUGAUCGGAAUUAUGGAUGACAGAAUUAGCACUUUGACAGAUGAUCUCCUCUGUCGCAUCCUCUCGUUUCUUCCAACGGAACAAGCAGUUGCCACAAGCAUUCUUUCAAAGAGGUGGAAGCCUAUCUGGAUCUCAGUCCCCGUUCUCGACUUCGACAAUCAAACCCAUCUGAGAAAAGGUAAACCCUCAUAUUCCUUUGAAAGGUUAAUAUACGCAACCAUUCAAGCUAGAGAUCCGCAACAAUCCAUUAAAACUUUUCGUCUCAAAUAUGAGCUUCUUGACCUUGAACUUUCGGAGGAACGAGCGAAUGCUGAUAUCAAUGUUUGGAUAAAAACUGCUAUAAACCAUGGGGUUGAGAACCUUGAAAUCUACCUUGAUUGCAACUCUGUGCCUUUCGAUUAUAUCGUUAGGUUAACCUGCUGCGGCAUUUUCAGCUGCAAAACCCUUGUUGUUCUCAAGUUGAAAGAGGUAUCUCUAGCUGCUUCUGGUUCUGUUGAGCUUCCCUCACUCAAAUGCCUAUGGUUGCUACGUGUUGAAUUUGAAGAGCCUCAAUAUCUUAUGGAGCUUCUUUAUGGAUGUCCAGAGCUUGAAGAUUUGAAAACAAUUUUUCUAGAUUAUGCUCAUGGUGGAUCUUUUUGUAAGGAACGGUUUAAGAUCUUACCCAAAUUGGUCAGGGCGGAUAUACGUUCUUCUGGUAUGGAAAUUAUGGAUGGUAACAGUACUAGUAUUCUUAUGAAAGCAAUAUCUAAUGUGGAGUUUAUGAACAUCACAGAGUUUCGAGUUAAUGAUUCGGUUCCAGAAUUUCCUCAUUUAAGGCAUUUGACCCUCUCGCUGAUUUCUACUGUUAAAAGCUCAAAUUUGAUGCUUUUGAUGCUCAAGAAUUGCCCCAAGGUUCAAAGUUUUGAACUUUUUGGAUCUUUUAAAGAUGACGAUGUUCUACAUUACCCUCAUUUUGUUCCUGAAUGCCUUACUUCAUGCUUAACUAAGUGCUAUCUCAAACGUUUCGAAGGCACAGAAAAUGACCUACAAUUUGCAAAGUAUAUUAUGCAGAACUCGACAUAUUUACAGUCCAUGAAGAUUCUUAGUCUUUCACCUGAUCCACUUGAAGUGUUGAAGGAGUUAGCUAUGUACCCGAGGAAAUCCGCAUCAUGUGAACUUUCAUUUGAUCGAUAGGCUUCAUUUCUGUCCCAAAGUGGCACGCCAGUAUUCGAUGAUCCUGCCCUUCGCGCGGCACUUGGUCUUUUCACGGGUGAAUCUGGAUCCACAAAAUUAGCCUCUGCCCUGGGGGCACAUGCUGCAUUUUCGGGUCUUGACGGGGGCUUUCUCUGUGGUCUACAACUAUUCGCAGCGAUAUUUGUUUCGUAAAUUUUAGUAAUAUUUUGUUUCUUGGGGAUGCGGACAUUGGAAAUCUCUGGCUGCGAAGAAGGUGGCGGGUCUGAAACAAGAAUUAUAGUGGAUUUCCGCAAUUUCUUUCUCUGUUCAAGGUUUGGUUUGAUCUGUGUAUUUCCUAUGUCAGAGAGAGGUUUUCUUGGAGCUUGGUCACUGUUUGUCUCAGCAGGCCUAUCAGACAGUGCUCCCUGAAGUAACUCUGCACCUUGAGUAGCAAGAAGUCGGUCUUUAUCUGCUUCUUCAAUGCCUGGAUUAUUUCCUGUCCUCUGAACCAAUCCCGAUUGCAUUGACUCUUGUGACUCAUUUGACAAUGAUGCUCGGUUAGCACACUUGGUUGCUAGGCAGCCACAAGAACUCCCACAACUGUUGCCCCUGGAUUUGCACUUGCAUUUUGUUGUCUUGCACGAUGAGAUUUUACUACAAGAGCAGCAGAUAUCUGAUGCAGUUUCUCCAUAUGCAGAUGCAAAUCCAUCUCCUAAAUUGUCUUUGAGAUCCUUGGGGUUGUUGGUUUUUGACUGAUUAUGUUCCAUGCUUGGCCGUCUGGUUAAAGAUUUCCUUUUCCUUACUAAUUUCCCUGAUUCUUUCCACUCAUCAUCCGUUGCCUCCAAAUCAUAAUCAUCCGAUUCUGUCUCAGAUAUGUCCAUGUCCUCCAGUAGAAGGGUAGACGGACGGUGUUCCUAAAGGUAAAAUAAGUUUUAGAAAUUAAAUGAGAACCAAAUAAUCAUUAACUGCAGUGCUAAAUGCGCUAUUAACUAGUAUGAAAUAGAAUCCUUGGCAUAGACGCGUAGUUGUAAGAGAGGGAUUAUGAUCCUCUUAUGUGACGUGAGAGCGUCAUGUAAAAUUCAAGUACAUCUCUCAUGAAAACGGUGCUAAACACCCCAUAUAAAUAUAAAUAGUCAUAAUGAAACGCUCAUAGGGUUUGUGGCAUGGGUAGCAAACUUUUUUGUGCCCUUCCUUCUUGACGCUCUCUGUUCGCAUACCCUGUUUUUUUCCCCAUCCGUCACCACUUAAAACAACGUAUUAUCGGCUUAUCGCCUUGCUACUUCUACUGAACGUGAUCGGAAGUUCAGUUCGGCAAACAUGGAUGACAUAAUUAGCAGUUUGCCAGAUGAUCUUCUCUGCCACAUUCUCUCGUUUCUUCCAACUUAACAAGCAGUUGUCACAAGCAUUCCUUAACACUGUGUUUGGUAGGAGUGAGUUAGGGUAGAGAGAGAUGGGAAGGAGAGAGUUUGAGUAGAGAUUAUUAAAGUAACCUUGUUUGGUUUGACAAGAUAGGGGGAGAGAGGGGGCAAAAUGGUGGGUCAUACCCACUUUUUCAUCUCUUCGCAAUUUGCGAAGAGAUUGGGGCUGGGUUGCUUUUUUUUUUUUUUUGUGUUUGGCAAUUAGCCACUAUUUGCAUCUGAGCCACUUUUUUAUUUAAAAUUCUUAUUUUAAUCAAAAGUCAACUUUUUCUCUCUCUUCCACAUCAUUAUUUCUUAUCUCCCUCUUCUUUAUCUCUACCCUACCAAACAACCAAAUAAAUCUACUCUAUUUCUCACCUAUUUCUCUCUACUCAACUUCUCUAUUCUCUACUCUCUCUUCUCUAUCUCUCUCUAUCCUGCCAAACAAAGCUUAAAAGAUGUGGAAGCCUCUCUAGAUCUCAGUCCCCAUUCUCGACUUCAAUAAUUGGAACUAUCCGAGAUACGACGUUGAAGGGUUCAAACACGCAACCAUUCUAGCCAGAGAUCCGCAACAACCCAUUACAAGUUUCCGACUCAAAAUGCACUAUUUUACUAUGGACAUGAGAGUGCCGAUGUCAAUGAUUGGCUAAAUAUUGUUAUACAACGCAGGGUUGAGAACCUUGAAUUGUUGUUUGAUUUCAUAGAAGUAUCUGAUGUAGAAGCUCAUGUCAUUAAUUUGAGCUACAGAAUUUCCAGCUGCAAAACCCUUGUUGUUCUCAACUUACAAGCGGUUUCUCUACGUGCUUGUACUGCUGUUAAGUUUCCCUCACUCAAGUCCCUAAGUUUGAGAAAGGUCAAGUUUGAAGAACCUCAAUAUUUUAUGGAGCUUCUUUAUGGAUGUCAGGAUGUCCAAUGCUUGAAUAUUUGAGAACAUUUUUUCUAGAUUAUGCUCAUGGUGGCUCUUUUUGCAAGGAACGGUUUAAAAUCUUACACAAAUUGGUCAGGGUGGAUAUACGUUCUUCUGGUAUGGAAAUUAUGGAUGGUAACAGUACUAGUAUUCUUAUGAAAGCAAUAUCGAAUGUGGAGUUUAUGAACAUCACAGAGGUUCGAAUAUAUUCGAUGGAAAUGUGUUUAGUUUGUUGAUUGGUUUUGUUUUUAGAUUACUGUCACCUAUAUUUCUCAAAAUUUGUCUCUAUCACUAUUGCAGUUUCGCGUUAAUGAUUCAGUUCCAGAAUUUCCUCAUUUAAGGCAUUUGACCCUCUCGCUGAUUUCUACAGUUAAAAGCUCAAAUUUGAUGCUUUUGAUGCUCAAUAAAUUGCCCCAAGCUUCAAAGUUUUGAACUUUUGGGAUCUUUUAAAGAUGAGGAUGUUCUACAUUACCCUCAUUUUGUUCCUGAAUGCCUUACUUCAUGCUUAACUAAGUGCUAUCUCAAACGUUUCGAAGGCAUAGAAAAUGACCUACAAUUUGCAAAGUAUGUUAUGCAGAACUCGACAUAUUUACAGUCCAUGAAGAUUCUUAGUCUUUCACCUGAUCCACUUGAAGUAUUGAAGGAGUUAGCUUUGUACCUGAGGAAAUCCGCAUCAUGUGAACUUUCAUUUGAUAGAUGGGCUUGUAAGUAACUACAAACUUUCAUGUGUCGUUUGUUAAAAAAUGCCAAAUACUGGAUUUGAAGGGCUUGGACUUUGUAAUUUAGUGUCUCUGUGUACCCAUUAUCUGGUUAUUGUAUGAUGCUUGGCCACCAGAUGUGAGGCUUUAAAUGGAUUGGAAAUUACUAUUUCAUAUGCUGAUGAUGUACUGUUUUCCCUAUUGAAAAAAGAUGUUUUUUCUUCUUUCU
Messenger RNA from Lotus japonicus, 4645 nucleotides. RefSeq names its product F-box/FBD/LRR-repeat protein At4g26340-like. The transcript has 3 exons. The coding region runs from base 275 to 1435 and encodes 386 amino acids. The record is from RefSeq and is a predicted model, not a curated record. Lineage: Eukaryota; Viridiplantae; Streptophyta; Magnoliopsida; Fabales; Fabaceae. Gene Ontology annotation, molecular function: protein binding.